Parastagonospora nodorum SN15 is the source of this 2031-nucleotide messenger RNA. RefSeq lists its product as hypothetical. The transcript has 4 exons. The record is from RefSeq and is a predicted model, not a curated record. Lineage: Eukaryota; Fungi; Ascomycota; Dothideomycetes; Pleosporales; Phaeosphaeriaceae. Bases 1 to 2031 code for a protein of 676 amino acids.
AUGCCUCGAGAACACAUGCAAGAUCAAGUAUACAAGGCGUCUAUAUCGGACCCGGAAACAUUCUGGAACCGCCAAGCACAAAACGUCCACUGGCACAAGAAACCAUCCAAGGCGUUUCAAAGGUCCACUAAACACCUGAAGAAGAGCAAUGUUUCGCACGAGCACUGGAGCUGGUUUGCGGAUGGCGAGAUAUCAACCACAUAUAAUUGUGUUGAUCGGCAUGUGGCAAGCGGCAAUGGCGAAAAUAUCGCAAUCUACUGGGACAGUCCAGUGACGCAACAGAAAGAGAAAUAUACAUACAACCAGUUGCUUAGCGAAGUUGAAACGCUCGCUGGGGUACUGAGAGAGGAGGGAGUGAAGAAGGGCGAAGUCGUGCUGAUAUACAUGCCCAUGAUACCAGCCGCCCUAUUCGCAAUGCUCGCAAUUGCGCGCUUAGGUGCCAUACAUGCGGUUGUAUUUGGGGGCUUCUCUGCGGCUGCUUUGGCACAAAGAAUCGACGCGAGUCGGCCUACUGCUAUCAUGACUGCAUCAUGUGGUAUCGAAGGCAACAAGAAGCCCACAGGCUACAAGACUAUGAUCGAGGAAGCGGUCCAGAAGAGCAGCCAUAAGCCCGACAGAACGAUCAUCUGGCAAAGAGAACAGCUAAGAUGGGAUCCAGUGCGGAAGGAGGAUGGUCAACGCAACUGGCAACGGUUGACGAAAAGCGCAAGGAACAGGGGACUGAAAGCUGAUGCAGUCUCCAUCAAGAGCGGAGAUGGUCUUUACAUCAUCUACACAUCAGGAACCACGGGUCUCCCUAAAGGAGUUGUGCGCUCUGCUGGUGGCCAUGCAGUUGGUCUAAACUUUUCCAUGAAGUACCUUUUCGGUAUCCACGGCCCCGGAGACGUUCAGUUCACAGCAAGCGAUAUCGGAUGGGUGGUCGGGCACUCGUACAUAGUGUAUGCACCGCUUCUGGUAGGCGCUACCACGGUGUUGUUCGAGGGCAAGCCAAUCGGGACGCCUGAUGCGAGCACAUUCUGGCGCAUCAUCGAAGAGUAUAAGGUCACAACCAUGUUCACUGCUCCAACCGCAUUAAGAGCUAUCCGCAGAGAAGAUGGAGAGAACAAAUUCUUCGAAAGCAGAGGGAAGCGGGGCGCGCUGAAGACGCUUCGUGCUCUGUUCUUAGCAGGCGAGAGGAGCGAGCCGAGUAUCGUAGAGAUGUACCAGAAGCUGCUCACAAAGCACUGUGCGCCAGGUGCUAUGGUUGUCGACAACUGGUGGUCCUCAGAAAGUGGAUCUCCAAUCUCUGGGGUAGCCCUAAGUGCCACCGCAGGGUUCAAUUUUUCUUCACAGGAUAGACCCAAACCGCUCCCAAUCAAACCCGGCUCUGCAGGCAAGGCCAUGCCGGGUUUUGACGUCCGUAUUGUGGAUGACGAAGGCAAGGAAGUGAGCCGAGGUGUCAUGGGAAACAUAGUGAUGGGCAUUCCGCUUGCUCCCACCGCAUUCACGACACUCUGGGAAGAUGAAGAGCGCUUUUACAAGGGAUAUAUGAAGAGGUUUGACGGAAAAUGGAUCGAUACAGGCGAUGCGGGCAUGAUAGACCACGAGGGCUACAUCUCCAUCAUGUCUAGGGCGGACGAUGUGAUCAACGUGGCCGCACACCGAUUCUCUACUGGUGCCAUCGAACAAGCAAUCACGUCACACCCAUCUAUUGCCGAAGCAGCAGUGAUCGGAAUCCCAGACGCCCUCAAGGGCCACCUUCCUUUCGCAUUCAUCACUCUCUCAACGUCUGACCACCCCGAUGGCGCAAUUCCAGAUGAAAAGUUUGCAAGCGAAGUACAGAAGCUUACCAGAAGCGGCAAGACACUGCGACGCGUACUUCGAGACUUGAUUGAGAAUGCAACGCACGAUGACUUUGACAAAGAAGUCAAUGUUCCAAGCACGAUCGAGGAUCAAGAGGCUGUUAACGUGGCGCGAGAGAAAGUGAGGGAGUAUUUCAAGGUAAAGGGCAAGGACCUGCACAAGGCGACGGAGGCGCGUGCGAAGCUCUAG